UAGCUGGUAUGAAAUGGAAAGCCGGUCAAACCUUUUUCGUACAUAUGCACGCAAUCCAAUUGAGCCCUAAACAUUGGCCUGAGCCUGAAAAAUUUGAUCCCGAUAGAUUUAUGAAAAAUUCUAUCGAAAAGAAUUCUUUUAUUCCAUUUGGUGGUGGUAUUCGAAUGUGUCCUGGACGACAUUUAGCUGAGUUAAAAAUUAAAACCUUAAUGGCUUCAGUAUUUAGAAAAUUUGAUGUUAGCUUAGUAGACCCAGAUGCACCUCUUCAUAAAUCCGUUAAUGAACUUAAAGAAUUUUGUCGAAAAUCAAUAGAUUGGGCAUUGAAUACACAACAUGAAAAUUUAAGUUGGUUAAGCCAUCUAGCAUAUCUCAAG
Messenger RNA from Diversispora eburnea, 374 nucleotides. NCBI's taxonomy places the organism in Eukaryota, Fungi, Glomeromycota, Glomeromycetes, Diversisporales, Diversisporaceae. The record is from the annotation of a GenBank genome assembly.